AAUGCAACAAUAUGCUAUGUAUGUAUGAAAGUAGAUGUUUGAGAUAUGUAAAUACAUAAGAAUUUUGCGCUACGGUUGUAUAUUUUCCUAGUUAUUGUUGUAUAAUUUCUUCUCCCGUGUCUUCUAACAAUUUGGUGCUCAUGAAGAGUGCCGCUUGUCUAAAUUCAUCAUCCGAAGAUACUGGAAAGGGACAGAGCAGGUUUUCGAGUAAUAAAGUGAAGCAUGGAUUCCACAUGAUUGAAGGAAAAUCUGGUCAUGAUAUGGAAGAUUAUAUCGUAGCUGAGUACAGAUAUGAGAACAAUCAUGAACUUGGCCUGUUUGCUAUUUUUGACGGUCAUUUGGGAGAUGGAGUGCCGAGCUUUUUGAAAGAUAAUCUUUUCAAUAAUAUACUUAGAGAGCCACUUUUCUGGACAGACCCUUCUGCAGCUAUAAAACAUGCUUACCUUUCCACAAACAAAUUUAUUUUAGAAAAUUCAUCACAACUGGGUCCUGGGGGUUCGACUGCAGUGACAGCUAUUGUGGUUGAUGGCAAAGAUAUGUGGAUUGCAAAUGUAGGAGAUUCCAGAGCUGUUCUUUGUGAAAGAGGAACAGCGAAUCAGAUCACUGUCGACCAUGAACCUGAUGCUGAGCGGCGAAAUAUUGAGGAGCGGGGUGGUUUUGUAACACUUUUUCCUGGUGAUGUUCCUCGUGUUAAUGGCCAACUCGCAGUCGCACGUGCUUUCGGCGAUCAGAGCCUGAAGGCUCAUUUAAGCUCCGAACCCGAUGUUAGACAUGUCCCCAUCGACUCGACAAUGAAAUUUGCGAUUCUUGCAAGUGAUGGUCUAUGGAAGGUAAUAAAGAACAAUGAAGCAGUCAAUCUGGUGAAAUCCAUCCGAGACCCACAAGCGGCAGCGAAGCGGCUAACAGCCGAAGCGUUGGCAAGGAAGAGCACCGAUGAUAUUUCGUGCAUUGUUAUUCGAUUCAGAUCUUGAAAAUGAGAAACUAAUCUGUCAAAGAUUAACCCAAUUGAUGUGAUUUGGUUCAGCCUCCAUAGUUCAAAUCUGAAUAAUGAAGUUAGACAUUCUUUAGCAUCCCUCUGCAUGGCCAUACCAUUAACAAUGAUGCUCACGGUCGGUCACAGGGCUGGGAAUUAGUCCAUAGAACUUGAGAUUGCAGGUGGAUCUGUAAAUGUUCUUAGUGUAUAUUGUGAUAGUGGUUGGGAUUUUUUCUUUUUUUUUCUUUUCAAGAUUUACAUGCAUACCACUCAAUUCUUAUG
Phalaenopsis equestris is the source of this 1255-nucleotide messenger RNA. Its product is annotated as probable protein phosphatase 2C 44. NCBI's taxonomy places the organism in Eukaryota, Viridiplantae, Streptophyta, Magnoliopsida, Asparagales, Orchidaceae. The record is from RefSeq and is a predicted model, not a curated record. The coding region runs from base 141 to 971 and encodes 276 amino acids. The transcript is spliced from 4 exons. Gene Ontology annotation, molecular function: protein serine/threonine phosphatase activity. Gene Ontology annotation, biological process: protein dephosphorylation. Gene Ontology annotation, cellular component: nucleus; cytosol.